AGGCCGAAGCUCUGACAGUUCUGCGUUGAGUGUCUGUAAAGGUUGUUAUUGUCUGACAAUGAGCGGAAGAGGCAAAACCAGCGGUAAGGCCAGAGCGAAGGCUAAGACUCGGUCCUCCAGAGCAGGGCUGCAGUUCCCCGUCGGUCGUGUUCACAGGCUCCUCCGCAAAGGUAACUACGGCGAGCGCGUCGGUGCCGGUGCUCCGGUGUAUCUGGCCGCUGUGCUCGAGUAUCUGACGGCUGAGAUCCUGGAGCUGGCUGGAAACGCCGCUCGGGACAACAAGAAGAGCCGUAUCAUCCCCCGUCACCUGCAGCUGGCGGUGCGCAACGACGAGGAGCUGAACAAACUCCUGGGCGGAGUGACCAUCGCUCAGGGCGGCGUGCUGCCCAACAUCCAGGCCGUGCUGCUGCCCAAGAAGACCGAGAAGCCCGCCAAGACCAAGUGAACACAAAACCCCCAAAGGCUCUUUUCAGAGCCACCCACUUUCUCUUGAGGGCGAAUUAAAGAACAUGAAGGUUUUUUUUUUAACCGUUUUCUGAUCAGUAGUUGGGUGCAUUGUAAAGCGGUUUUUUUUCUUAAUGAAUUUGGUCUGUCUCAGCAUUAGAUGUUAAAGUGUUGAUAUGCAAAUAUGGCUGGAAAUAACGUUUUUAUUUUUGUGAUUGUGCUCCGUAUUGAAGUUGGCAAACAUCUGAGCUGGUCACUUCACAUUGGCGUCCAUCACACUGGAUGUCUAGUUUUAUUGGGGCCAAUGCAAAUGUAUUUAAAUCGUGCAGUCCAUGUUAAAAUCAGUAUGACACCAGAGCUGUUACAGUCGCAAUAUGUUUGUUUUGAAACUUCCUCCGAUUACAAUGACAUUAAUGCAUUGUUGCCUUGUCUCCAGCCAAACCAUUUUGUAUAUUUGAUACUCUAGUCAUAUUCUUACAACCUCCACAGCUUAUUAGUGUUUUCUGUUACAUGUUACUGAAACUACCUCGUUUUUCUUCUGUCACGAGAUCGUCUAAUUCAGAUGUAAAAGUCCAUCUAUUCAUCCAGCCUCCAAACCCAUUGCAAGGUUCGCGGUUAUAUUUACUGUAAUACUUGAUCAACGUAAUGCAUCUUUG
This is a messenger RNA of Sinocyclocheilus grahami, 1100 nucleotides long. Its product is annotated as histone H2A-like. Gene Ontology annotation, molecular function: DNA binding; protein heterodimerization activity; structural constituent of chromatin. The transcript has a single exon. Bases 59 to 445 code for a protein of 128 amino acids. The record is from RefSeq and is a predicted model, not a curated record. NCBI's taxonomy places the organism in Eukaryota, Metazoa, Chordata, Actinopteri, Cypriniformes, Cyprinidae. Gene Ontology annotation, cellular component: nucleosome.